Molecule: messenger RNA, 861 nt
Organism: Botrytis fragariae
Lineage: Eukaryota; Fungi; Ascomycota; Leotiomycetes; Helotiales; Sclerotiniaceae
Product: putative helicase domain protein
Exons: 2
Coding region: 1-861 (286 amino acids)
Source: RefSeq, a predicted model, not a curated record
AUGGGUACCGUUGCAGACUACCUUCAUUUCCAAACAACGGGUGUAUUGAUCAAGUGGUUGAAAGACGAGGAUGAAUUAAGAGAAGGCGCGACACCAGCUACGAAGGAUUUCGAAACGACACAACUUUUCAAGAUAUUGACGGCAUUAACAUCCGAGCACAAGGCAUUGGUCACUGGCGAUACAUUUUCAAUCACUCACGCUAUGUUGGGAAUGAACGAAAAUCGGGAGGAAUCAGGACACUUUUGUUAUCUUCACGCAAUUCACAGGAUCAUCACUGCCUAUUCCUACCAUUUUCCGAAUGAUACAGCUUUCCAUCUGAGAGAGAUUCAUUCGAGGGAAAAUUGGCACCGAGGUCUCGUCACAUCACGGGCGUUUUGGCAUUGCCACAAGAAAAUUAAAACCAGACAGAGGAGUGCGAAAUUUACACCGGCAAUCAAACCGCUCUGGAUAAAUGACGAGGCCCUAAAUUCAAGUGGAGCCAUCGACGAUACUGCCAGGUAUGGUUUGUAUAAACAGAGAGAGGCGGACGAGAUCCUGGAGCUUGAGGAUUUGAAUAACGGGGAUGAACAAAAUCCACUUGAAGAAAGAAAAGAGGAAGAUAUUGCGGAGCUGGAAGAACUUCAUCGACCUUUAAACGCUACUGGAGAUAUCGCAAAGGAAACCGUUACAAGAUGCAAGGAUGCCAAGAAGAAGACCCGGAAGGAAACUCCACCGGAAGUGAUGAAAGCGUGGAUAAAAACUAAGCCCGCCCCAAUCCUCCCCUCUGUUUCCUCAUUCCUUUCGACUGAGAUUUUGACAUUCUACUCGCCAUGCAUGAUGAUGAUACAAGCAUUCAGGAGCAUAUCCAGGAUCCCAUUCUGA